Molecule: messenger RNA, 2178 nt
Organism: Schizophyllum commune H4-8
Lineage: Eukaryota; Fungi; Basidiomycota; Agaricomycetes; Agaricales; Schizophyllaceae
Product: DEAD-domain-containing protein
Exons: 8
Coding region: 120-2012 (630 amino acids)
Biological process (GO): rRNA processing
Cellular component (GO): nucleolus
Molecular function (GO): ATP binding; RNA binding; RNA helicase activity
Source: RefSeq, a predicted model, not a curated record
CAGGCAUUGAUCAUGGUUUUGUAGUGAGUUCGAUCACGAUUUCCUCGUCGUCUCGCUCGUCUUCGAGAGUCAACACCGUCACCCCCUCCCCCCUCUCUCACGAUCUCCCAUCGCUAGCCAUGUCUAACGAGGCGGCUGUGAAGAAGGAGAAGAAAGAGAGGAAGGAGAGGAAGGAGAAGAAGCAUGAGGUAAAGAAGGAAGCCGCAACGGAGACAGAGGACGUGGAGAUGAACCUCGCGGUGGAGGAUGAGGCGGCGCGCAAGAAGCGGGAGAAGAAGGAGAAGAAGGACCGGAAGAGGGAGGAGAAGGAGAGGAAGCGCAAGCUGGAGGAAGCAGAGAGCGCAGAGAAGCAGGAUGCCGCAGGAGAGCCAGAGAAGAGGAAAAAGAAGAAGAAGCACGGUGAGGAGGACGUGAAGGUCGAGGCCACGGAGGACGGUGCACAACCAACGAAGGAGAAGAAAAAGAAGCGCAAGCACGAGGACGUCGAGCCCACCACCUCAGCGGAAGUGGACGCGAAGGCGGAGAAGAAAUCCAAGAAGAAAGCCAAGCUUGCCGCUGCUGCGUCCUCCUCCGCCGUAGCCACCUCCACGUCUGCCUCCACCUCCUCCGCUCCCAUCACCACUACCUCCGCCCCUUCCCCCGCUGAAAUCGAGUCCUUCCUCGCUAAGCAUGCCAUCACCAUCCACACGCCCGACGGCGUCCCGCGGCCCACGCCUGUCGUGUCCUUCGCGCAACUUGCCGUGCCAGACGAGAUCAGGAAGUCGUUCAAGGGCUUCAAGGAGCCGACGCCAAUCCAGGCGUGCACAUGGCCCCCCGCGCUAGAGGGCAGGGAUGUGGUGGGGAUUGCGGAGACGGGCAGUGGCAAAACCCUCGCCUUCGGCAUCCCCUUGCUCAACCGCCUGAUCACUUCACGAUCCACGACCACUCAAUCCGCCCCCGUCACCGCCCUCGUCGUCGCCCCUACGCGCGAGCUCGCGAUUCAGACGCACGACACGCUCUCCGCGCUCGGAAAGCCCUUUGGUAUCGCCAGCGUCGCUGUGUUUGGCGGUGUGCCGAAGGAGCCGCAGGUGCGCAUGCUCCGCAACGCGAACAAGGGGAAGGACGGGAUGACCACACGGGUCGUGGUGGGCACGCCAGGGCGGAUAUUGGACCUCAUGAAUGACGGGGCGUGCGACUUGGGAAACGUCGACUACCUUGUCCUCGAUGAGGCAGACCGGAUGCUGGAUAAGGGCUUCGAGAAUGAUAUUCGGAAUAUCAUCUCGGCGACGAAACCGCUAGCGGAGAGGCAGACAUUGAUGUUCAGCGCCACCUGGCCGGACUCGGUGCGCAAGCUCGCGUCGACGUUCCAGAAUAACCCUGUCCGUGUUACGGUCGGGAGCGACGACCUGACCGCGAACAGCCGCGUCGAACAGAUCGUCGAGGUGCUCGAUGAUGGGCGGCAGAAGGAUUCCCGCCUCACCGCCCUCCUCCGCAACGCCAACCUGAAGAAGGUCGCCGCCGGCAUGGACGAGUCCCGCGUCCUCGUCUUCGCGCUCUACAAAAAGGAGUGCUCGCGCGUUGAGCAGAACCUCCGCCGCCAGGGCUUCUCCGUCGGCGGCCUCUCCGGCGACAUGUCCCAGUCCGCGCGCAUCGAGGCACUCGAGGCGUUCAAGACGGGGAAGACGAACCUACUGGUGGCGACGGAUGUCGCUGCGAGGGGUUUGGAUAUCGCAAAUGUAGGCCUGGUGGUGAACUACACGUUCCCGCUGACGAUCGAGGACUACAUCCAUCGAAUCGGGCGAACGGGUCGCGGCGGCAAGUCCGGAAAGUCGAUCACGUUCUUCACGGGCGAGGGGCACGAGCGCGCGCUGGCCGGCGAGCUUGCGCGCGUGCUGCACGACAGCGGCUUCGAGUGCGAGGGACUGAAAAAAUUCCCGAUGACGAUCAAAAAGAAGGAGCACAGCGUGUACGGCGCUUUCUACCGGGACGAUAUACAGAUGCCUAAGGCGCCGACCAAGUUGACGUUCACAUAAGAGUUUGAUAUGGAUGGGAAGGACCCAUUGUAGACGCGUUGUUGUUAUGGUAUAUCUGACUGUUGUACGCUUGCCUAAUCUAUGCUCGCACUUCCACAGAAGUUGAUAUUGGAUGACCUGUAUCCUUUAUUCAUCGAGUUGCAGCUGUGCAAAAAUUGUCCACGGC